Castor canadensis (American beaver) is the source of this 5810-nucleotide messenger RNA. It is a transcript of the gene Mtmr4, whose product is annotated as myotubularin related protein 4. NCBI's taxonomy places the organism in Eukaryota, Metazoa, Chordata, Mammalia, Rodentia, Castoridae. The record is from RefSeq and is a predicted model, not a curated record. Gene Ontology annotation, cellular component: membrane; cytoplasm. Gene Ontology annotation, biological process: regulation of autophagy; phosphatidylinositol dephosphorylation. Gene Ontology annotation, molecular function: phosphatidylinositol-3-phosphate phosphatase activity; phosphatidylinositol-3,5-bisphosphate 3-phosphatase activity; protein phosphatase binding.
UGGUUGGGGAGAGGAGACCGUGGUAAGGUUCGAGCUGCGCGGCCUCAGCAGCUGCGGGAGACGGAAGUGGUGAGAGCGCUGCUUUGGAGGGUCGGGCGGACACCGCCUGGAGAACAGCAGGCAGGCAGGACCCUCACCCCGGUAGAAUGGGUGAGGAGGGGCCCCCCAGCCUGGAGUACAUCCAAGCCAAGGAUCUGUUUCCCCCCAAGGAACUAGUGAAGGAGGAGGAGAAUCUUCAGGUACCCUUCACAGUACUGCAGGGCGAGGGAGUGGAGUUCUUGGGUCGGGCAACUGAUGCCCUCAUUGCCAUCUCCAACUACCGGCUUCAUAUCAAGUUCAAGGACUCUGUCAUCAACGUACCCCUCCGGAUGAUCGACAGUGUGGAGAGCCGUGAUAUGUUCCAGUUGCACAUCGCCUGCAAGGACUCCAAAGUGGUGAGGUGCCAUUUCUCCACUUUCAAGCAGUGCCAGGAGUGGCUCUCAAGGCUAAGCCGGGCUACAGCAAGACCUGCCAAACCUGAGGAUCUCUUUGCCUUUGCCUACCAUGCUUGGUGUCUGGGGCUGACAGAGGAGGACCAGCAUACUCACCUGUGUCAGCCAGGAGAGCAUAUACGAUGUCGGCAGGAGGCAGAGCUGGUGAGGAUGGGCUUUGACCUACAGAAUGUCUGGAGAGUCUCGCAUAUCAACAGCAAUUACAAGUUGUGCCCCAGUUACCCCCAGAAGCUGCUGGUUCCUGUGUGGAUCACAGAUAAAGAGCUGGAGAACGUGGCUUCCUUCCGCUCUUGGAAGCGCAUCCCUGUGGUUGUAUAUAGACAUCUGCGCAAUGGGGCUGCCAUUGCCCGCUGCAGCCAGCCAGAGAUCAGCUGGUGGGGCUGGCGCAAUGCUGAUGAUGAGUAUCUUGUCACGUCCAUUGCCAAAGCCUGUGCCCUGGACCCAGGAACAAAGGCCAGUGGCAGCUCCCUCAGCACCGGGAAUAAUGAUGCCAGUGAGGCAUGUGACACUGACUUCGAUUCUUCUCUGACUGCUUGCUCUGGGGUGGACAGCACAUCAGCCCCCCAAAAACUGCUGAUCCUGGAUGCACGAUCCUACACAGCAGCAGUAGCUAAUCGCGCCAAGGGUGGAGGCUGUGAAUGUGAAGAGUACUAUCCCAAUUGUGAGGUUGUGUUUAUGGGAAUGGCCAACAUCCAUGCCAUCCGGAACAGCUUCCAGUACCUCCGGGCUGUGUGUAGCCAGAUGCCGGAUCCCAGCAACUGGUUAUCGGCCUUGGAAAGUACCAAAUGGCUGCAGCACUUGUCAGUGAUGCUAAAGGCAGCUGUGUUGGUGGCUAACACAGUAGACCGGGAAGGUCGUCCUGUGCUGGUACACUGUUCGGAUGGUUGGGACCGCACACCGCAGAUUGUAGCCCUGGCCAAGAUACUGUUGGACCCAUAUUACAGGACAUUGGAGGGCUUCCAAGUGUUAGUAGAAUCUGACUGGCUGGAUUUUGGGCACAAGUUUGGAGAUCGCUGUGGCCACCAGGAGAAUGCAGAAGACCAGAAUGAACAAUGCCCUGUGUUCCUCCAAUGGCUUGAUUCUGUUCACCAGCUGCUUAAGCAAUUCCCAUGCCUGUUUGAAUUUAAUGAAGCAUUCCUGGUAAAACUGGUGCAGCACACAUACUCCUGCCUCUAUGGGACGUUCCUGGCCAACAACCCCUGUGAGCGAGAGAAGCGCAACAUCUAUAAGCGGACAUGCUCUGUGUGGGCACUCCUCCGAGCUGGCAAUAAGAACUUUCACAACUUCCUCUACACACCUGGCUCAGACAUGGUCCUACAUCCUGUUUGUCAUGUCCGGGCCUUGCACCUCUGGACAGCUGUUUAUCUGCCUGCAUCAUCUCCAUGCACACUUGGAGAGGAGAAUAUGGAUCUUUACCUUUCCCCAGUGGCCCAGAGCCAGGAGUUUUCUGGCCGUUCUCUGGACAGGUUACCUAAAACCAGAUCCAUGGAUGAUCUUCUUUCUGCCUGUGACACAAGCAGCCCCCUGACUCGUACAUCCAGUGAUCCUAACCUGAAUAACCACUGUCAGGAGGUGAGAGUUGGCCUGGAGCCCUGGCACAGCAAUCCUGAGGGAUCAGAGACAAGCUUUGUGGAAUCUGGGGCAGGUCCUCAGCAGACUGUUGGAGAAAAGGGCCUUCCUCCCCCUCUGCCUAGCAGCCAGAAAGAAUACCUGAGCAAUAAACCUUUCAAGGGUCACAAAAACUGUUCUCUAAGUUAUAAACUGCUUAAUACUGCUGUGCCCCGGGAAAUGAAGAACAACACCUCUGACCCUGAAGUUAAAGAGCUAGAAGAGACUAAAGUACCAGCUCCAGACCAUCCUGCCCAGGAUGAGCUGGGUAGGACUUUCAAUGGGUCAGGGGGGCCACCUGACCAUUGUCCUGAAACAGAAGCCAUCAGUGUACUCUCAAAGGUUGUCUCUAGCAAGUGUGAUGGAGUCUGUGAUUUUUCUGAGUCUUCUCAGGACUCCCUUACAGGUACCCCCCAGAAGGCUCAACUAGCCUCUGUGCUAGGCAUGCCCCCUAGAUGUACUAUGGAUCACAGUCUGGGUAGUCUUUGCAACCCACUGAGUGCCACUUGCCAAACUCUUCCAGAGCCAAGUGCUGAUUUGCCCAGCCAAGAUCCCCCAGUGUCUAUGGCAAGUAUCUCCCACCAGAAACAGCCCAGUUCUAUGCUGGAUCUGAUCCAUAGAGAGGAAGAUACUGGCAAGAGAGGAAAUAAUAGGAAUGGACAGUUACCGGAAAAUCCGCGCUUUGGAAAAAUGCCAUUGGAGUUGGCCCGAAAACCAAUUUCUCAGAGCCAGAUCAGUGAGUUCUCUUUUCUGGGGUCCAACUGGGACAGCUUCCAAGGGAUGGUGACUUCAUUCCCAAGUGGGGAGACUACCCCUCGGCGGCUGCUUUCCUAUGGCUGUUGUAGCAAGAGGUCAAGCAGUAAGCAGAUACGUGCCAUGGGGCCCUGCUUUGGGGACCAGUGGGCUCAAAGAGAAGGUGUAAAGUCACCUGUCUGUUCUAGUCAUUCCAAUGGACAUUGUACUGGCCCAGGAGGAAAAAACAACCGGAUGUGGUUGGCUAGUCACCCAAAGCAAGUCUCCAAUACAAAACCUGUUCUUCCGAGCUGCCCUUCUCCAGUGCCUCCUUUCUACUUGGAUGAUGAUGGACUCCCCUUUCCCACGGAUGUGAUCCAGCAUAGAUUACGGCAAAUUGAAGCAGGGUAUAAGCAAGAGGUGGAGCAGCUACGUCGACAGGUGCGUGAGCUUCAGAUGAGACUGGAUAUCCGUCACUGCCGUGCCCCUCCAGCAGAGCCCCCCAUGGACUAUGAGGAUGAUUUUACGUGUUUGAAGGAAUCAGAUGGCAGCGAUACAGAGGAUUUUGGCUCAGAUCACAGUGAAGACUGCCUUUCAGAAGCAAGCUGGGAACCUGUUGAUAAGAAGGAAACUGAGGUGACUCGCUGGGUUCCAGACCAUAUGGCAUCACAUUGCUAUAACUGUGACUGUGAAUUCUGGUUGGCUAAACGAAGACACCAUUGCAGAAAUUGUGGGAAUGUAUUUUGUGCUGGAUGCUGCCAUCUGAAGCUGCCCAUUCCUGAUCAACAGCUCUAUGACCCAGUUCUUGUCUGUAACUCAUGUUACGAACACAUUCAAGUAUCUCGUGCCAGAGAACUCAUGAGCCAACAUCUGAAGAAACCCAUUGCUACAGCUUCCAGUUGAAUGCCCAAGGAGAAGACCUGUCCAGUUUUAGCAGGUUUGAAGGGAAGAUCUGCUUCAGGUGUAGUUUGGAAGGUUCCUUGGUGUGGCUCAUGAAAUCACAGAGCUCAAAGAUACCGUCUUGAGAAAUCCUCCUUGGUACCAUGAGACUGGAGCAGAGGAAUUUCAGUUUUGCAGGAGGUCUUCUGCUGGGGAGUACCUUACCUUGGGGUCCUGAUCCAGUCCCAGAAUCUGGACUCUUAACAUUGAGUUGGUGACUCCAGCUUCUUUCUCCUGGAAGUCACAGAUGAUGAUUUCAUAGAUACUGCCUGGUGCAAAGUGCCCAAACAGCAAUAGAAAGGCAUAUGUAUAACCAAACUUCAAGUGAUUACCAGACCCAUCUCUCCACCUUGAAAAAAAGCAGAUUAUAGAAUACAAGAUAGGACUUCCUAUCCUAUUUGAGAUGAACUCUAUUCUGUACCUCUGUGCUCUGUGUCUGUGCAUGAAGGCUCAGUCUUUAGAGGCACUCCCUCUAGUUGCAUUAGUACUGUCUUUCUGUGGAGUUUGGUUUAAAGACUGGUUUGGCAAGUGGAGGUUUCAAUGUAUUUUUCACUUGGCUCAUAGGCCACCAUCAGUGAACACUUGAGGGACAGUUCUUGGGAGUAACACAUUUUUGGGAGUAGAGGAAAACUCUAGUUGGCAAAAAUCAAUUAUUUUGAGCUGCGAAGGCAGUUGUCACUCUACUAUGCAGCUCUUAAGUAUGCACUGUGAAGAAUGAGAAGGGAAAGCAAAAAUUAUCUUCGUGAAAUAUCUGCUGAUUGUGCCCUACCCUUCGCGCCUGACUUUUCCUAGUUAUCCUGGUGCUAACACAGGAGCUACACCUUGAUCCUCUCCUGGCAUGAAAAAAAAAAAAAAAACAAAGGUUUUUGUUGUUGUUCCAUUACCCACUUCCCCCAUGUUGUCUUUCCCUUGGCUGCUGCCUCCUCUGGGUCAUACUGCUUCUUAUCCUGAACACUUGACACCUUGAGGGUAGAAUUUAGCAUUUGGUUUUUACCUCCUAGAAUAUGCUGUUUGGUAUGUGAGGGUUUCAGUACAAAUGCUGCUGUCUAUUUCUGUGCACUUAACAAUGGAACCCAAACAGAAUAAAGCCUUGAUACCAAAAUUGGGAGAGAAAAUGUGUCCAUUUGGACCAAACAUUUUUUUUUGGGGGGGGGGUGUUUUGAUUUUGUUUUUUCAUCUUAAUAUUUACCAGUGGCACUUAACCAAAAGAUACAGUGAUAUAGCCACAUACCAUGGUUGGGACAGAUACAGUCUCCUUGGCCUAUAAUGAAACCAUUAGGAUUUCCUUUAUACAUUUUCCUUAAUUCAUUGAUAUAUAAAAGGUAAAUUACAUUUAAGCUUAUCUUGUUUUAAAACUAUGGUAGCUUUCUUUCUCACUGUUAUUUUGAUGUUGCUUUCUAGAAAAAUCUGUUUUCAUUCCAAAAUAACUAGAAUCUGCAUUUGAAAUAAGAUUUGUCAUGACCUUUUCUUCAGUCCUACAAGAAGCAUCUGUGCUGCUUUUAUACUUGCCAUUGGAUGUAGCCUAAAAAGUUUUGGCAUAUUUAGGUCAGCAUAGCAUAACUUUUUUUUUUUUUUCCAUUUAAAUGGAGCUGAAUAAUGGAGAUUUUUGUGCCUGGAAAAUUCCUGAGAUCAUUGAAAAAGUAACAAACUAUUCCUUGUCUCUGAUACAUAAAAUUCUUUUAAACAUUUUCUCAAUCAUUACAAUUUACUGCCAGUUGUGGCUUUUUAAUUCAACUUUUUUUUUUUUUUUUUUGCACUUCACUGCCUGUGUUUGGGGGAGAUUGGUGACAUUUGGGGACUGUAUCUGUCUUUGUGUAGCUUUUGAGGGACUGUCCCAUCAAUGAACAAACUGCAUGGCCUUGGAGAGAGACUGUGGGCUCUUGGCUCAGAUUAUUCAUCAACUACUCCUUUAAGAGCUGUUGUGGGUGUAAGUGACACGAUGUGGCCAAAAAUCCAAACUGUGCAGUUGCGUUGUGGCAAACAUGCAAUGUGCUGUAAAAACUCAAUACAGUUUAAAUAAAAUCUCUAUAUUAGUGCUGC